This is a messenger RNA of Phaeodactylum tricornutum CCAP 1055/1, 852 nucleotides long. RefSeq lists its product with no specific name. Lineage: Eukaryota; Bacillariophyta; Bacillariophyceae; Surirellales; Neidiaceae. The record is from RefSeq and is a predicted model, not a curated record. The transcript has a single exon. The coding region runs from base 30 to 536 and encodes 168 amino acids.
GUCAGUAACGCAACAUCGCUCCUAACGAUAUGCCGCCUGCUAUUGAAGAAAACUCGAGCGAUGAUGAAUGGGCUACCGAAGAACUCGUAAUUCCUGCUCAUCUGAAAAGCAACGCGGAAGAAGGCGAAGAACACUCACAGUCAAUUGACAUUCAAUCCGAUGUCGACGAAACAGAAGAAUGGAAGGCCGCGUCAAUCCAUGCCAACAGAGAAAAGCCAAUCGAAGCAUCUGAAAAGAAUAAAGUUCCUGGCGAGCCGAUGGUUAUUGCCGAUUUAACCAUGCUCAGCAAUUGUGGAAUCCACUCCAAGUUUGACCAUCAUUCUGUCAACGACUCAGAAGCGUCAUCGAAACUGCGUAAGCAGAUAGAGCAAAAUUAUAGGGAAUACUCUCUUCGGCAAGAGUACUUGGCAAACGGUUCAAUUGUUCCUUGUGGAUCUAGCGUUUGGCGAUCAGCACUGGUUGAGCUACGACAAGAUCGACCAGGCCACUAUUUUGCUCCCAUUUUUCCUCCGAAAAGAGACGAGGAACGACCUUAGUGAGACCUUGUUCGCGAUUCUCAAGCUCAACGUAUUUUGCGAUAUCCUCACGUAUUGGUCGCUGCCAGUUGCAAGAUAUGACGUCACAUUCGAAAUCGCAUGCUUUGCUUUGAUUAGAUAUCGCAAAUGCGCACAAAUCCGAAAGCAUUCGAUGUUGCCUGUCGCAGUCAAUGAAACAGAAACAUAGCCUCUUGCUGGUCUACCCUCGCUGUUUCGGCGGUCGAGUACGCGUCUUGAAUCCAUAGUUGAUAAAGCUGUUAUUUCUUUAGAUGGGCAAAACGAUUCGCCCUUUAGUAGUGUCAAAGCAAGCCAAGUC